AUGGAUUUUUGUAAGGUUGCUUUUAGAAGGGUCAUAACACAAUUUCGCGUAUGCAAACGUACAAAUUGUACUCAAAAUUUUACUUACUUGAAUAUUAACCAUAAAAAUUCUUGUGCGAAUAAUUAUCCUAACAAAUUUAGUUCAUUGUGUGGACAAAAAUUACCCAGUUAUGAGAAUACAAACAUCCACGAUUUUGCUAACGGUUAUUUUAAAAAAUUUUAUUCUAACAAAGCGAAAUCGAACCAGACUUCGAUCUUGAAGAAACUCAUUGUAGGAGGAGUCCUUGUUGGAUCUGUCACUUAUCUAAUUAACAAAAACAAUAUUCUCGUGGGAGUAUAUAAAAAUGGUUUACCUGACUACACAAAGGAUCAACUCGCUCAACAUAAAACAAAAGAAACAAGAAUUUGGGUGUCGUACAAACAAGGCGUUUACGAUGUCACAGAUUAUGUUAAGCACCAUCCCGGCGGUGAGGACACUCUUAUGAUAGCUGCUGGGGGAGCAUUGGAACCGUAUUGGGCUGUAUACACCCAACAUCAAGUCGAUAGUGUCUUUAGUGUGUUAGAAAAGUACCGAAUAGUGAAAUAUUUUACGUACGAAACCAUUUACCCGUUCCUUAUAUAA
Diorhabda sublineata is the source of this 621-nucleotide messenger RNA. Its product is annotated as sulfite oxidase, mitochondrial-like. The transcript has 5 exons. Bases 1 to 621 code for a protein of 206 amino acids. Gene Ontology annotation, molecular function: heme binding. The record is from RefSeq and is a predicted model, not a curated record. Lineage: Eukaryota; Metazoa; Arthropoda; Insecta; Coleoptera; Chrysomelidae.